CUAGCACGAAGAGCGGCUGGCGGCCGCGGAUGCGACUUGCAGGCGGGACACAGGACGCCAGGUAGCCGUCACUGAGCACUGUGUUGCACAGCGAAAAAGAGUUGCGACGCGCCCGUGGCGAAACGGGGUUCCAGGAGAGCCUUGCAAGCGAGUUUGGAUCAGCGCUCUCCGCAGCAAACUUCCACGCGCGGGCGAACCCCAGGGCUCGGCGGAGCCGGGACGAGUCUAAACCAUGAUGAACGAGUCCUUCCUCGGCAUCUUCGACGACGACGUGAGCGACGCGCCGCCGGCCGCGAGCCGCCAGCCGAGCUGGGGCGGAGUCCCGGCGUCGCCGGGGCCGCCGGGCGCGGCGCUGGGCGCCGUCGGCCGCGAGCCGAGCUGGGCGGGCCUGCCCUCACCAGGCCAAUUACCAACCUCACCAGGGCAAAGCAUAGGGAGACAGCCGAGCUGGGCCGACCUCCCCGAGGGCGCGCCGUCGAUAGCCGACGCCUGGGAUAGUGUGCCCCUGCCCAAUACACUACACAAGGCGCCGUCGGGCGAAGUCGAUCCGAGAGAAACGGUCAUGCCGGCAGAAAUACUAGCGAUGCCCGAGGCCGAUCUACUCACGCCGCUCUGGGCGCCGGACCCGCCGAAGCGAGUACGGUCGAUACCAGAGGCACCGCCGCUGUCUGAUGCCGGCUCCGAGCCCACCGGCGAGGGCAAAUCUUCCGAUGGUGGUGAAGAGGAAAUACCACCUCCGAAGCCCAAGAAGCCGAAGAAGAAGAAGAAGAAAACGACUACGAAGGCCAAGAAGCCCGUCCCCAAGAAGAAGGACGCGCCUCCUGUUGUACAGGAGAUGCGUAUUGGGGCUGUCGUGACGGCGCCGGCGCUAGCCUUUGGGAGUGCGUUUGCUGCUGGCGCGCCCGAGGGGAAAACGUAUCGCGGCAUCGUGGUGGAUGCCACAGAUUCGGAUGAAGCGUGGGUCGUGCGCUACGACGACGACGGGCUCAGAUUUGAGACGGCCACGGCGUUUCUGACGAUCGUGCGGGAGGAGGGCGGGCACCACCUGCGAGCUCGUAGAGCUAGAGCCCUCGAGGAACGACGGAGGCUGGAACGAGCUAAAAAUGAGGACAAGCCCUGGACGCCGGACGAGACGUCGGAGCUGCGAUCUCUGGUGGGUGAACUCGGCGCGUCGAUGGAGACGUGGCCGGUGAUCGCGCGACGCCUCAAGACGGGGCGCCCGCCGGUCCAGGUCAUGAGCUACUACGAGGCGCUCCCGAAAGACUUGUUCGAGGAGAGUGAGGACGAGGAACCACCAGUAAAGAAGAAGCGCGGCCGGCCGCCGAAGGCGCCCGCGGCCGCCGAGGAGGUGCUGACGCGGCGUCUUCGUGAAACUUUGAUUUGACGUGGUCGCCGCGACGGCGUCACCGCGAUGCCGCGCCGCCGCGACGCCGUCGACGCGCCUCGCGAAUGGACGGAGGCAGUUUCGCGACGGCGUCCAUUCCACACAGGCCGCCGCGCCGCCGACACCUGACGAGAGUAGCGACGACGACGUGCCCAUCUCUCAGUUGAGAACUCAAAAAUAUUCCGUGGGCGACCGCGUCGAGGCCGACUGGAAAAACGAGGGCGAGUUCUUCCCCGGUGCGCUCGCGGCGUCCGUUUCCGACCGUUUCCGAACUUCAAGGUCGCGUCGAUGGCGUCGAUGUGACGGCAUCGUUCCACGCAGGGCGCAUCGCGGCGGUCAAGAAGGACGCUUACAGUAUCCAAUACGACGACGGUGAUUUUGAACGGAAUGUUUCUGUGGAGAGAAUACGGCCUCUUAUUACUAUUGACGAAGAACGUGUUCGACAGAUGGUCGCGCGCGUGCCUCUGGAGAAGCGCGAGGCGGUGCUACGGGAGGCCAUCGCCCGCGUCGAGGCGUCUUUGCCAGCUGUCGAACCAUCAACGUCGAAGGGAGACCUACCCAUUCAUUCGGGCGACGAGUUUGCCUCUAUCGUGGCCAAAGCACUAGACGACGGCAACGACGCGCCGCUAUGUGUCAGAAACGCUCUAGGGAAGGACGCUACUUUGUUAUCUUAUUUUCAAGAGGGCCCGAAGCAGUUUCUCAGGCGAUUACGCGACUUAGGCCACGGGUCUCUAUCUCUACUCAGCUUCGCCGGUGGCAGCGUCAGUGUCGAUGCGGCUCUGUCGCUGGAUGUGCACAAGACGCCCGUCGCGCUCACGCCGAAGCUAGGCGGUCGAUUACUAGAAGUGCUCAACGGUGAGUCUACAGAUAAAAGACGCUCCAAUGCUCUGGAGAGGGCGCCUUGUCUGAAGGGCGUGCCGCGGUUCGCUACAGCUUUAUAUGGUGCCUACGACGAUAGCGAACAGUUCCUCGUGAUCCAGCCCGGUCCGAGUGGUGAUCUCAGACCACAUGUGGACUAUCUAGGCUCAGGCGUGAUCUACGUGUUACUCCAGGGCCGGAAGAAGGUCAGCGUGUGGCUACCCUUCCCCGACGACGAUAGGUCCAAUCUAUCUAUCUUGGCGUCGGGUCAUAGGAGAGAUGUCGACGUCGAACAUGAACUGAGGGGGCCGCGUUUUGACCUGGACAUGCGCCCGGGCGACGCGUUAUUCAUCCCGCCGCUGUUUCCUCAUUUGGUGAGGAACUAUGAAGGUGGGUCGAUCGCGUACGGCGUCAAUAUUAUUUCGCAAGCUUCUGGGAGGAUGAUGGAGCAAGUGCGUCAAUUGUCGCCCUACGACCGCGCGGUCUUCGCCUGUCAUUAUUUACCGGCAGAUUAUCCGGACGACGCGUGGGCCGCGAACUAUUCGGAAGAAACGACCGAAAAAGCCCUGUCAGACUGUCUCCAGCGCGUCGCAUCUGCUAAACCUGGUUUGGCUGAAACGCUGCGGAGGGAAGCUACACUGAAGGGACGCGAGGCCACGGUCGUGACGCCCACCACACCACGCGAAGAGAAGCCUCCGUCGCAGCCCUUCGCGGCGACGCGCAUCGGCGGCGUGACGUCCCUGGCCGACAUGGCGAAGGUGGCGGCCGCCGUCGCGCGCGCGGCGCCUCCGCCGGAGCCGCCGAAGGCGCGCCUGCCGCCGCACUACGAGAAGCGCCGCUCUUCUGAUGACGAUAAGAAGGCCAAGGCCGACGCCAAGAAGAAGAAGCGGUCGCGGUCGCGCGGUCGCAGACGCCGCAAGUCGCCCUCGCGGUCGCGCUCGGCGUCGUCGUCGCGCUCGCGCUCGCGCUCUCCGAAGAGAAAGCGCCGCGCCGCGCGGUCACCUUCCUCGUCGUCCUCGCGCUCGCGCUCGCGCUCGCCCAAGAAGCGCCGCCGCCGGCGCUCGCGGUCGCGGUCGCGCCGCAAGGGCCGUUCCCGCUCGCCGAAGCGCCGCAAGAACCGCUACGACACGGCGCUUCCCUCAUCGUCGCGGAGCCCGCCGCCUCGACAACGCUCGCGGUCGCGCUCGCGCGGCCGCCGCCGCCGGUCGCGGUCCCCGAAGCCCAAGGCGCGCUACGGCAGCCGCCAGAGCCGCUCGCCGCCGCCUCCGGCGAACCACUACGGCCCGGCGCCGCCGCAGCCGCCGCCUUCAGCUAGAAGCCGCUACGACACGGCGCUGCCCAAACGCCGGGGCCACGAGCUGCCGGCGCGGCCCCACCGCUACGCCCACGCGCCGGGCGCGGCCCGGACGCCGUCGCGGAGCCCGCCGCCGACGGCCGCGCCGAAGCUGUCGCUCGCGGAGCAGGCGAAGCUUGCCGCGCGCGAAGCGUCGCGGUGAGCUGGAUCUGCUGUGAUCCUCGAAGAACGACCCUGUACUACUCCUAUGUAAUAACUACUAUGAUACCAGACCGACGCCUCCCUGUGUUACCGCCCGCCCGCCCCGCCCCCUGCCCUCAUACUUAGAUGAAUCAGAGC
Molecule: messenger RNA, 3875 nt
Organism: Pelagomonas calceolata
Lineage: Eukaryota; Pelagophyceae; Pelagomonadales; Pelagomonadaceae
Source: the annotation of a GenBank genome assembly